This is a messenger RNA of Miniopterus natalensis, 1870 nucleotides long. Lineage: Eukaryota; Metazoa; Chordata; Mammalia; Chiroptera; Miniopteridae. The record is from RefSeq and is a predicted model, not a curated record.
AUGAAUGUUAGCGUCACCAGGCUGCUAGUGGGCUCCCCGGGUGGAGGGGGGAAGGCAGGGAGCCGUGAUUUGCUGCUGCUGCGGCAAAAUGCAGAAGGCUCCUCCAAGACGCCUAUGCACCCUCCAGGGUUUUGUCCCCGUGUCUUUCCAGGAAACGGCAGUGAACCUGAGGAAGAGCCCAGCACAGUGACUGCGAGGAGCCCGGCCAUCUCCGGCACACACCGGGCCCCCGACUCCAAGUUCCACCCCGGCCACACCAAGAUCGACGUAAUCAGGAAGGGGCAGGCCAAGGACAGCCAGCGCUACAAGGUCGACUACGAGGCCCAGAGCACCGUCACCCAGAACUUCUCCUCCGAGUCCAAGCAGGACACAGAAUAUGGGCCCUGCCGCCGGGAGAUGGAAGAUACGAUGAACCAGCUCAAGUUCCUGAACACGCUGAGCCCCAAGGGCAUCCACAUCCCCAACUGCGACAGGAAGGGCUUCUACAAGAAGAAGCAGUGCCGCCCAUCCAAAGGCAGGAGGCGCGGCUUCUGCUGGUGCGUGGACAAAUAUGGGCAGCCCCUCCCGGGCUACGACCCGAAGGGCAAAGGGGACGUCCACUGUGACAGCGUGGAGAGCAAGUGACGUGGCCAGCGCACGUGGAGCUCAAAUACGCCUAUUUUGCACAAAAGACUGCCAAGGACACUAUCAGCAGCUGGCUCAGCCUCGAUUUUCUAUUUCUUUUUGUGGUGAAUCAGUUUCUUUUUUAAAUCAGAGUUUAGGAAAAGAUAGGUGUUUGAAAGGCCUGAGGUUCUAGACGGUGAACCUGAGCGGCUUUCUGCUUUCAAGUAGCCAGUGAAACAGUGUGAUUUUUCUCGUUGCUUCUUUCGAACCUGCUUAUAAACUCAAGCGCACACUGCCCUGGACCCCACGUCGGCUGACGUGGCCAACCCGCAACUUCCCACCUUAGCAUCCCCGAGACUGCGGCGGACACUCGCCGUGUCCCCCCUGUGCCGGGAGCGCAGGCCUCCCAACGGCAGCACCCCCUGCCCCCGGGCGUCCGCACAUCUGGCGCACCUGCCGGGAGCCAAGGCCGCACCCCUCCACCCGGAAGAGAGCUCCUGUUUUCCGGUGACCUGUCCUGCUUGGGGACACGUGGAGACAAUGAGGUGGGGUCUUUUUUUUUUAAUGACCAAGAGCGUGCUCAGAAACCUGUGCACCUGGAGAGGUGGUUACGUUGAGCAGAUUCCUGAGGACGCGCCCUUUGCUGGGCGGGGGACGGGGGACGGGGGACCAGCCCCAUACCUCCCUUCUCAGAGGUGUCCCAAACAGCAGCACAGUGAUGCUUCGGAUGACGGCAGAAAAGGGUGUUUUUCCCACUCAAAAAUUUAAGACCAAGGUUGUUUUUGAGGAUAAGCUCCUUAAAGGCAAAGGAGGUUUACGUUCAUCCCUCACCUUCCGUCCUCUUUGACACAAUGUAACAAAUACUAGUAAUAAUUGUAUCUAAUCAGGAGACAGCGGAGGCCUUGGGAGCGCAGAAUCGCCCCACUCUCCCUUCUGGUUCACACAUAGUCAGAAAUGCCUUCGUGAACGGUCACCAUUGUAUGCUUCAUAGUCCAAAUAUAAUAGGACUUGCACUAGGUAGCCUUAGAUGAGACGUCAGCCACGUUAGAGACCGGGCCACAGCCACGCCAAGGAAGCGCUGGUGCCCCCAGAGGAGGCCCUGUGGCCACCCACGACCCGCCUCCACACAGGGGACUCCAGGCAUCCUGCCUAUUAGCUUUUCUUUAUUUUUUUAAUCAAGUUUUCAAAAACAAAAAAAAAGUAUUUUUGAGAAAUUUGUCUCGCCAUGUAUUUAUAUUGGUUAAUAAAGUUUUUACCGUGAAGAAAC